Molecule: messenger RNA, 477 nt
Organism: Aspergillus luchuensis
Lineage: Eukaryota; Fungi; Ascomycota; Eurotiomycetes; Eurotiales; Aspergillaceae
Exons: 1
Coding region: 1-477 (158 amino acids)
Biological process (GO): regulation of DNA-templated transcription
Molecular function (GO): zinc ion binding; DNA-binding transcription factor activity, RNA polymerase II-specific
Source: RefSeq, a predicted model, not a curated record
AUGGCACAGCCGGCUGAAAGUUCGGUGAACUACGAUCUCACCAGGAAAAGCCACAUGGGGGGAGACUGCAUUCUGAAGCGCUUUGCGCAAUGGUUCUGGUCGGUGUGGAUGAUCGCCGGGUCUGGGACCCACGAUGCCCUUGCGGAUCCCGCGAAUCACCCCAAAGCGACAAACGGUGCCUCCACAAAGACGAACGGAUGUGCUGGCACAGCGAGAGGUGGUUUGUCUACCACUGGAGAAUGCGACACAGGACUGCGGGAACAGUCCUCUGGAAACGAGCAUAGUUAUCCUUGCAAGGCAUGCCAGACAUGGGGUGUUGUUUGCGAUCAGCAGAGACCGCGCUGCUCGCAUUGCUUGGAUCAGCAGAUACUGUGCUUCUAUGUGGCACCUUUGCCAAAACCACCGAAGCGGUCAACCAAGUCGCGUUCCCGCCACGUUGAGAUCGUAAAUUCCUCGCCCCGGCUGUUGGCGAGUUGA